Molecule: messenger RNA, 1564 nt
Organism: Amaranthus tricolor (Joseph's coat)
Lineage: Eukaryota; Viridiplantae; Streptophyta; Magnoliopsida; Caryophyllales; Amaranthaceae
Product: serine/threonine-protein kinase SAPK1-like
Exons: 9
Coding region: 329-1369 (346 amino acids)
Biological process (GO): intracellular signal transduction; protein phosphorylation
Molecular function (GO): ATP binding; protein serine/threonine kinase activity
Source: RefSeq, a predicted model, not a curated record
UUUUUUUACUAAACUAUAUUAUUUAACUCCUAAUAUCCACUACAUUAUAUGGGUAUACUAUUUAAGGUAGUCUCUCCACUUUUUUAAUAUUUGUGUCUAACGUAAAUGGGACAAUCGAAAAGAAUUGGAAGGAGUAUAAUAUAUGACCGGGACAGUCUCUAUUCUCUAAUAUUAAGGGACACCUCAACAGAGACUUCUAUAAACAAUUCUUUAAGAAACUCGUGGUUGUUUAUUUGAUCAUAUCCCCAACUUCUAUUCUUCUUCUUCUUCUUCACCUUAAUUAAUCUUUUGGUCAAAGGACAGAGAAACGUACUUAUUUUCUUUUCAAAUGGAAAGGUAUGAAGAAAUGAAAAAUAUUGGGUCUGGAAAUUUUGGGGUUGCUAAGCUUGUUAAAGAUAAAUGGACAGGACAGCUUUUUGCUGUCAAAUAUAUUGAGAGAGGCCUCAAGAUUGAUGAGCAUGUUCAAAGAGAGAUUAUGAACCAUAGAUCAUUGAAGCAUCCUAAUAUAAUUAGAUUCAAAGAGGUGUUCUUGACCCCAACUCAUUUGGCAAUAGUAAUGGAGUAUGCUGCUGGUGGAGAACUUUUUGAAAGAAUUUGUACUGCUGGAAGAUUCAGUGAAGAUGAGGCAAGGUAUUAUUUCCAGCAACUAAUUUCAGGAGUUAGCUACUGCCAUUCUAUGCAAAUUUGUCAUAGAGAUCUUAAGUUGGAAAACACACUAUUAGACGGCAAUCCCAAACCGCGUCUCAAAAUCUGUGACUUCGGCUACUCAAAGUCAGCAGUGCUACAUUCUCAACCAAAAUCAACGGUUGGAACACCAGCCUAUAUAGCCCCAGAGGUCCUAUCAAGAAAAGAAUAUGAUGGAAAGAUUGCAGAUGUUUGGUCUUGUGGUGUUACUCUCUAUGUCAUGCUAGUUGGAGCUUAUCCUUUUGAAGAUCCCGAGGAUCCUAGAAAUUUCAAAAAUACAAUAGCUAGGAUACUCAGUGUACAUUACUCCAUCCCUGAUUAUGUUCGCGUCUCUAAAGACUGUAACCAUCUUCUCUCUCGAAUAUUUGUUGCCAAUCCUGAAAAGAGGAUAAGUAUAGAAGAAAUAAAGAAACACCCAUGGUUUCUAAAAGAUCUACCGGAAGAAUACAAAGAGGGUGGACUAGAGGAGACAUUAAGUGCAAAGGAAACAGAAGUAUCAUCCCAAAAUGAAGAGGAAAUAUUAAGCAUAAUACAAGAAGCAAGGAUUCCGGCAGUUCAUGGGACCACACUUGUUGGUGGAGAUGCACUCUUGUUGGGUGAAAGUUUGGAUUUCGACGACAGCGAGCUUGAUGCUGACCUUGAUGAUUUGGAAAUGUGCGAUGAUUUUGUAUGUGCCGGCCUAUAAUAUAAUAUACUAUUGAUAAAAAUUAUUUUGAAUAAUAUCACUUAUUAUCUAUCUGCUAUGAAUAAUCUCUAUAAUUAAUUAUUUCUAAAUAAUCUAAUUUUUGUAUAUAUUUUUGCUGACAAUACUCAUUAUCACAUUUUAACCCCGGCUAUUAUAAGUUCUUUCCGCCAAAGAGAAAUAGGGUAAACCAACAAA